This is a messenger RNA of Astyanax mexicanus (Mexican tetra), 1261 nucleotides long. It is a transcript of the gene cript, whose product is annotated as cysteine-rich PDZ-binding protein. Bases 117 to 422 code for a protein of 101 amino acids. The transcript is spliced from 5 exons. Gene Ontology annotation, biological process: cytoplasmic microtubule organization. NCBI's taxonomy places the organism in Eukaryota, Metazoa, Chordata, Actinopteri, Characiformes, Acestrorhamphidae. The record is from RefSeq and is a predicted model, not a curated record. Gene Ontology annotation, molecular function: PDZ domain binding; microtubule binding. Gene Ontology annotation, cellular component: dendrite.
GUUAAGGACUUUUAUUGUAAAGUAAACGGUUGCUGUAUUCUGGAGCUGCGCAGUGUGAGCAGUUACAGCUGCUGUUUACGGGUUUUAGAUUGAGGAUUGUGUUUAACGGCAGCAGGAUGGUCUGUGAUAAAUGUGAGAAGAAGCUUGGUAAGGUUAUCACUCCAGAUACCUGGAAGGAUGGUGCACGAAAUACAACAGAGAGUGGUGGACGGAAACUUAAUGAAAAUAAAAUGCUGACCUCAAAAAAAGCCAGGUUUGAUCCCUAUGGAAAGUCUGGUUUCGCCACCUGCAGAAUAUGUAAAAGCUCUGUCCACCAGGCUGGAUCUCAUUACUGCCAGGGAUGUGCUUACAAGAAAGGGAUCUGUGCCAUGUGCGGGAAGAAGGUUCUGGACACCAAGAACUACAAACAGACCUCAGUGUGAUUGGAAUUCUGUUUCAUAGACAGACAGUUCAUAAUGUUGGGAGAGGUGAGGGAGGGAAUUAUAGCAGUGAUUAAGAUUUUUUAACUCAGAACUUCUAUUCGCUACCUAUUCUCAGUUUGUUAAAUUAGUGAAGUAAGAGGAGUUCACCGGUUGGUGGUGUUAAAUGUGUGAUAGCAUAUUGGUGCAGUAGUUAAUAGCUGUAUCAGUGCUGAUAUCCCUCCCUCUGUAGAACACUUUAAAGCAAUAUAUGGGCUUGCACUGUUUAAAUGAAUUUAGAUGCCUUCCACGAGUGAAGUGGUGGAGUAUUUGUUUUGUGUGCCACUUAUUAAAUAUUUUAAAUGUAAAAAAACAUCUAUUUUGACCUCCCUCUUACUUCUCUUUCUUUGUAAAUACACCAUGUUGCCAGGCAAGACCUUCUAGACUGUUCAGUAGUGGAUGUUCUUUGCUAAAACUGGUAUCUUGAUUUUUGCUGACAAGGCCAAGUCCAAUCUGAGGUCUCAAAAUGACAUUUAAAUACCAUCCGUUCCCCGAGGCGGUUCUUUCUUCUUCAUUCAGGACUCACAGGGCAUUUUCUCUCUCUGUUCUGUUUUCUGUUGUAAGUAUCAUUGCAUAAUAAGUGAAUGGAAUAAACAGUUAUGUAAGUAAUGUGAGCAAAAUGUUUUAUGGACUGUUUAUUGUGUAGUUUCAGUUAUCAUAUUAAAAACACCUGAUUUUUAAAUAUUAUUAUAAUUCAUUACUUCUGUAAACCUGUAUGAUUUUGUGCUUUUCAUCAUGUUAUGCUUGUAUAUGUUUUUUUUGGGUUGUUUAUUUUUGACAAAAUAAAAUGAUGGAGCAAACCA